UUGGUUAAUUAUACUGAGAGAGGAGAUUGAAAAAGAAUGGCUCUCAAACAAUGGCUGUACGAGCAAAUGAAAGAAAUGGCCUUCUCUACCUUUUAUCUAUCUCUUUUCUUCUUCAUCAGCGUCCUCUACUUGUUUAACCUCACAAGAAAAACCAAAUCCAAAACCAAUCUGAAUUUGCCACCAUCACCACCAAAACUACCACUCAUAGGCAAUCUUCAUCAGUUAGGCUCACUACCACAUCGAUCUCUUAGAGACUUGUCACUCAAACAUGGUGACAUCAUGUUGUUGCAGUUAGGGCAGAUGCAGAAUCCAACGGUGGUGGUUUCAUCCGCAGAUGUUGCCAUGGAAAUAAUGAAAACGCAUGAUAUGGCCUUUUCGAACCGACCCCAAAACACUGCUGCAAAAGUCUUGCUCUACGGAGGCAUUGACAUUGUUUUUGGACUCUACGGGGAAAGGUGGAGUCAGAAAAGGAAAAUAUGUGCCCGUGAACUUCUGAGCACUAAAAGGGUUCAAUCAUUUCAUCAAAUCAGAAAAGAAGAAGUUGCCAUAUUGGUGAAUAAGCUACGUGAAGUGAGCUCCAGUGAAGAGUGCUACGUGAAUCUAAGCGGCAUGCUUAUGGCAACAGCGAACGACGUCGUGUGUAGAUGUGUUCUCGGACGGAAAUACCCUGGUGUCAAAGAGUUAGCAAGGGAUGUUAUGGUUCAGCUUACAGCUUUUACUGUGAGAGAUUACUUCCCUUUGAUGGGUUGGAUUGAUGUUCUCACUGGAAAAAUUCAGGAACAUAAGGCCACUUUUCGUGCAUUGGAUGCUGUUUUUGAUCAAGCAAUUGCGGAGCAUAUGAAAGAAAAGAUGGAAGGAGAGAAAUCCAAAAAGAAAGACUUUGUGGAUAUCCUACUCCAACUUCAGGAGAAUAACAUGCUUAGCUAUGAGCUCACCAAAAAUGACCUCAAAUCACUUCUACUGGAUAUGUUCGUUGGAGGAACUGAUACAUCUAGAGCAACAUUAGAAUGGACUCUUUCAGAGCUUGUGAGAAACCCAACCAUAAUGAAGAAAGUACAGGAAGAAGUGAGAAAAGUUGUAGGACAUAAAUCUAAUGUAGAAGAAAAUGACAUCGAUCAAAUGUAUUAUUUGAAGUGCGUAGUCAAAGAAACUCUAAGAUUACACUCACCUGCUCCUCUUAUGGCUCCACAUGAAACAAUAUCGAGUGUUAAACUGAAAGGAUACGAUAUUCCUGCAAAAACUGUGGUGUAUAUCAAUAUAUGGGCAAUUCAAAGAGAUCCUGCAUUUUGGGAAAGUCCCGAACAGUUCCUGCCAGAGAGAUUUGAAAAUAGUCAGGUUGAUUUUAAAGGUCAGCAUUUUCAGUUUAUUCCAUUCGGUUUUGGGAGAAGAGGAUGUCCUGGAAUGAAUUUUGGACUUGCUUUUGUUGAGUAUGUUCUUGCCAGCCUUCUUUAUUGGUUCGAUUGGAAGCUGCCUGAAUCGGAUACACUUAAACAAGACAUAGAUAUGAGUGAGGUUUUCGGACUUGUUGUCUCAAAGAAAACACCACUUUAUCUUAAACCAGUAACUGUUUCAUCUUUAUCUGAGUUCUAAAAUCUUUACAAGUGAUGGUUGAUGUCAAUUAUAGUUGGAAGAAUAUAUCUGUUUUAUUGUUUAAUGUAUUUGAGGGCGAGCCCUGGUGCAGCGGUAAAAGUUGUGCCUUGGUGACUUGUUGGUCAUGGGUUCGAAUCCGGAAACAGUCUCUUUGCAUAUGCAAGGGUAAUAAAUUGAUUCAGUUGUUUACUGUUGUUGUGCAUUGUUGCAGUUUUAUCUUGAUCUAUGUAUUUUUUUAUUUAGCUAGUCAGCAGACUUAAUUGGCGUGUACUUCAUUUGAUAUUGAGUAGUAUAGUAGCUAGAGUUAUGGAAAAUGUGCUAGAUGUGAGCCUUAUAUUCAGUUGUGUAUUUUCCUGGUUUGAAAGGUACUAGUAAUGAAGUAUGAAAAACAUGUUCUGCCAUU
Molecule: messenger RNA, 1993 nt
Organism: Glycine soja
Lineage: Eukaryota; Viridiplantae; Streptophyta; Magnoliopsida; Fabales; Fabaceae
Product: cytochrome P450 71A1-like
Exons: 2
Coding region: 37-1590 (517 amino acids)
Molecular function (GO): oxidoreductase activity, acting on paired donors, with incorporation or reduction of molecular oxygen; iron ion binding; monooxygenase activity
Source: RefSeq, a predicted model, not a curated record